Molecule: messenger RNA, 2286 nt
Organism: Perca fluviatilis (European perch)
Lineage: Eukaryota; Metazoa; Chordata; Actinopteri; Perciformes; Percidae
Product: beta-1,4-galactosyltransferase 1-like
Exons: 2
Coding region: 884-1945 (353 amino acids)
Biological process (GO): protein N-linked glycosylation; carbohydrate metabolic process
Molecular function (GO): cytoskeletal protein binding; beta-N-acetylglucosaminylglycopeptide beta-1,4-galactosyltransferase activity
Source: RefSeq, a predicted model, not a curated record
UGCAGUGUAGAAUACUUAUCAGUGACAUUCCACAGGAGAGAUUUACUGCAGAUGGAAAUACCCUAAAUCUUGUUCCACUUUGUAAGGGACCACCCUUGCCUUGCAGGCUGCAGUGUUUUAAAGGUUUAGCCCUCCCAGGACGACUGUUUCUACAAGACAAAUGGCAACAGAUUGAAUCUCAGGGACGUCUUUGCGUUUAAAAGGGCAGGUGUGGACAGGUUUCAGUAUCUGGGACGUCUCUCAGGUUUACUCUGAAGGAUCUGGCUAAGGAGGUCUGUCAGGGUUUUGAACUUCUGCUAAGUUCUUUGAGGACUUCUUGAAGGGUUGUGGGUAACCUGCUGGUCUGCCAAGUUUCAUACGGGACACUCAGGACAUUCAGCACCCUCAAUCACCCACCACUAGAGGGCCCAGUCUGACAACAUACAGGAAGUAUUAUUUAAGUAAUUACUGUAUACUGUAUUUUUCACAGACCAUUUAGCCAAUAAUUAAGCUUCUCUUGGUACAUUCCUUCUGUGUUUUGUGUUGGUUUCAUAUAACUUAACACCAGUCUAAAAGUACAUGGUAGAUAAUAUAAAGAAUUAAAGGAAUUACAUAAUAGUAUUGUAGACAUACUCAGACACACAGUAAUAUACUUUCAAUUGUCAUUAGAGUCUGGGAAAUAUGAAAGGAAACAAAUUGUAAAGAAAAGAUUAAUUAUUAACAACAGGUGUUAGGCCCAACCUGAUCAGCUGCCAGGAACAAGGAAGCUACUCCCACGUAAAUAAAAACCUGUUUGGUUGCUCUUUUGUUUAACCACCUUUGACUUGCAAAGAGGAAUGCAGGUCGCAGAGCUGUACCAGAGCUGUACGAGAGCUGUACAGUGCUCAACUUAGGGCUAGCAAAAAUGCUGAAAAAACUCUUUAGCUGCCUGGCCCUUUUUGCUUUUGUUAGUAUGGUAUGUUUUCUUGUGGUUCUAUUCUAUAGCAAAGACAGCACUUUUCUUCUUUUUACAAUGCCAUAUCGUAUGGCAGAUGGAAACAACACAUAUUCCCAGUUAAUAAAAAAACUCGUUCCACCGGAGACUGAAGCCCAAAAUGCCAGCCGAGAAGAGACACGGAAGCCACCCAAUACGAGCAAGACUUUGGGACCCUGCCCUGACACCUCUCCAAAUCUUGUGGGUCCACUCCAUGUGGAGUUUAAUUCUAACCGGACUUUGGAUGACGUGAGAAAGGAAGUUGGUUCCAUUCUUCAGGAAGGUGGACGCUACAAGCCACCAGACUGUACUGCCCAACAAAAGGUGGCGAUCAUCGUCGCAUUCCGAAAUCGGCAUGAGCACCUGAAGCAUUGGCUGUAUUACCUCCAUCCCAUAUUGAUACGACAGCAGUUGGACUACAGAGUGUAUAUCAUCAACCAGGAUGGAGAGGGAGUGUUCAACCGGGCUAAACUGAUGAACACAGGCUACGUCGAAGCACUGAAGGAAUAUGAUUAUGAUUGCUUUGUCUUCUCUGACAUAGAUCUGGUUCCUAUGGAUGACCGUAACCUCUAUAGAUGUUUUAACAAUCCCCGACACUUGGCUGUGGCUAUGGACAAAUUUAACUUCCACUUACCCUAUAACGGCUACUUUGGUGGGGUUUCUUCAUUGUCUAAGGAACAAUACUUGAAGAUUAAUGGCUUCCCGAACAGUUUCUGGGGCUGGGGUGGUGAGGACGAUGAUAUCUAUAACCGAAUUCUUCACCGUGGAAUGUCCAUUUCUCGACCUGACUCGGUGACAGGAAAGUACAGGAUGAUCAAACAUGAGAGAGACCUGCACAAUGAGCCCAAUCCAAAUAAUCCUGGCAAAUUAAGCCAAACCCAGUGGACCAUGAAUACAGAUGGCAUUAAUUCCCUUAAAUAUUCAGUCAAGGAUAUUGUGAGGGAUAGACUGUAUACUUUUAUCACUGUGGAUAUUGAGGCUCCAUCAAGAUGAAUGAGGAUGGAACUGCUGUUGACUAAAGAUUCAUGGUGUUUCAGAACAGCCAUUGUAAUAUUUCUAUUGAAAACAUGUAACUGUGAUGUUUUGGAAAUUUUCAUCUAAAGGCUUAGGACCUUUUAGGAACCUGUAAGUUUGGAACUGGUGAUUUUAUGUUCUUAAAAUCUUUGUGAAUCCAAUCUGUCAAUUCUUUAUUUAACCAAGGGAAGGUGUGUGUUGGUGUAGGGUUAUGUAGGUGUGUGUGUGUGUGUGUGUGUGUGUGUGUGUGUAUGUGCCCAAGUGCACUAAACAAACCGUAUGUAAGCUUUAUGAAUAUGAAGUAAAGACAUUGUUUCUCA